Messenger RNA from Penaeus chinensis, 1957 nucleotides. Its product is annotated as organic cation transporter protein-like. The record is from RefSeq and is a predicted model, not a curated record. The coding region runs from base 227 to 1735 and encodes 502 amino acids. Gene Ontology annotation, cellular component: membrane. Gene Ontology annotation, biological process: transmembrane transport. Lineage: Eukaryota; Metazoa; Arthropoda; Malacostraca; Decapoda; Penaeidae. Gene Ontology annotation, molecular function: transmembrane transporter activity. The transcript is spliced from 12 exons.
UUUUUCUGUGCUCUAAAGACGAUUUUGCCUUCCUUCAGACAUUGAUUUCAGUCUCUAAAAGCACAGACUAAAGAGUUACCGAAGGAUCUACGUACCUUUCAAGAUACCAUUUCAUGAGAUCAAUUGAUAAGUGGACGAUAGAUAAUUUAUUCACUUUUACGAUUUUACGUCUAUAUGUCUGAACUGUGCACUUGGAAACCAAGUGGAAAACCAGCCAAUCGUAAAUAUGUCUAAAUUUGACGACUUACUCCGGCAACUCGGAACAGGGAAAUGGAACCUGUUGAUCGUGAUCUCUGUGGGCUAUUGGGUGUUCCAAAUACCCUGCCACAGCAUGGGGGCGGCCUUCCUCACCCCGGAACUGAACUACAGCUGUCGAAUCCCUUCUGAAGAAAAUGUCGAUAUUCAGGCCGAUAAUGAGACAAGGUCGCAGUGCAACUACAACGUGACCAUCGAAGGCAACACCGAAGAGCACCAGUGCACGCAGUGGGAUUUCGACAGCACUGUGUAUACCAAUACCAUCACUUCUGAGUUCGAACUGGUGUGCGAAUACAGCUUCUUGAGACCUCUCGUCAAAAGCAUUUACUUCUUGGGCGCUUUCUUCGGGUCGCUUAUUAACGGCUGGUUAACUGACAGGUUUGGUCGGAAGCGCAUGCUGUCCCUGGGCACUGUGGUCUUUGCUGUGUUUGGCAACAUCCUCUGCUGGCUGCCCAACAUCCAUGCAAUCCUGGCUGUUCGCUUUGUCAUGGGAGUCAUGCACCCGACCUCCGUGUUUGCUGGUUACACGCUCUCCAUGGAGACGUGCGAACCGCGCCACAGGUCCAUCGUGGGCAUCCUCAUCUUCCUCCCUUGGUCGCUGUCCAUCAUCGCCCUCGGAGGCUUUGGCUUCGCGCUCAGGGACUGGCGCUGGUUCGUCUUCACGGUGUCUCUGCCCAUGCUGGUGUUCUUGCCGGCGCUGUGGUUCAUGGACGAAUCGCCGCGCUGGCUGAUCGUGCGUGGCCGCCACAAGGCCGCCCUUCGCGCGCUCCAGAGGGCCUCGCGCUGGAACGGGACGAAGCUGCUCCCAGAGAAGGACCUCCUCGCCCUCAUUCAGGAUAUACAGACAGAGGCAGAUGGAGACCAGAAGCAUAGCAAGGCUUCUGCUCCAGGAUUCCUUGGUUUCCUGCAGCUUGUUGCGAAGGAAGUCACUGCUUUGGUCAGGACGAGGAGGAUGCGCGCCAUAACGCUCUCGCUGUACUCCAACUUCCUCGUGCUUGGUAUGGUGUACUUCGGGCUCUCUCUCGGCGGCGAUAAGUUCGGCGUGGACCCCUUCUUAUACAUGGUGCUGAGCGGGGUCAUGGAGAUCCCUGGCAGCACGGUCCUCAUACCCAUCGUAGAAAAGCUGGGCAGAAGGCCGACCAGCGUCGUCAGCUUCUUCAUCACUGCAGGAGCGCUGCUUGUCCUCGGGGUCACUCCUUCGGGGAUUGACUGGUUGGUGACAGCUAUGGCGAUGAUUGGCAAGUUGGCCAUAUCUGCAGCCUUCCAGGUUGUUUUCCUCCACGCCACUGAGCUGUUUCCCGACGACGGUGCGAGUGAGGGGGCUCGGGACCUGCAUCAUGACGGCCCACGUCGGGUCUAUGACAGCUCCUUUCUUGGUGGAUGGACUGGGCUCCAUCGGCACCUGGCUUCCCCUCGUCGUGUUCGGAGGCGCUUCUCUGCUUGCGGGUUUAAUCAGCCUGAGGCUACCGGAAACCCGUGACGAACCCCUGCAGGAUACUGUGGCAGGCCUCGAGGCUAGUAGUAACACCAGGCAACAAAGGAUAUCAUCGGUGGCCAAACAAGAAGGGAGAGAGGAAUCUAUACCAUUACAAUGACCCCUCCAUCCUGGCAUAAUCCGAGGCAUAGUAAGUUUGGCUAUUGUGAAUGUGCAUUGUCUUACUGUCAUGUGCAAUUUAAUUGCAAUAAAUGAUUUUUUAAUAGA